UUGCAACUUUUUCAGAUGCUGAACCCGCUAAAGAAAGUAAAAUCGUAGGAGGUUAUCCAAUUAGCAUUUACGAAGCCAGUUAUCAAGUAUCCCUAAGAGUUAAAGCAAGAGAAAAAUCCCGAGGUUUUGGUCAAGGUCAUAUUUGUGGUGGAUCCGUAAUUGGACAGCGAUUGAUUUUAACAGCAGCUCACUGUGUACAUAAAUAUGUUGCCAAUGAUUUUACAGUGGUAAUGGGAAAUGCUAAUCGUCUACUGCCCGACCCUCAGCAAUUACAAUAUAAUGUUCAACAAAUUAUCUCACAUUAUAGAUAUAAUGCCACAACUUUUAUCAAUGAUAUAGCUUUGUUAUUCAUAAAUGGUUAUAUACCCUGGAAUUGGUCCACCGUAAAGGCGAUACAGCUUAAUACGCAACAAACAGCAGCUGUUAGUAUGUGUAAAAUUAGUGGAUGGGGUGAUAUGGGAAAUGGACAACUGUCGGUAAAUCUUUGGGCUGCCAUCGUACCCAUUAUAUCCUAUGAACAAUGUCGCAACAGUUAUGGUUAUAUUCCCCUAUCUAUGAUUUGUGCCGGUUAUAUGUCUAUGGGUGGCGUGGAUGCUUGCCAAGGUGAUUCGGGUGGACCUUUAGUUUGCAAUGGUCUACUAACAGGCGUAGUGUCGUGGGGUGAGGGCUGUGCCUUAGCCGAUAAACCGGGAGUUUAUACAAAUGUUAGUGCGUUUUAUGAUUGGAUUGUCGUACAAAAUAAGACUUUAAAUUAUACUCUCUAUAGCAAUAGCGCUAGAAGUUUAGUUUUAAUUAAUUAUUUUAAUAUUUUUGUAAUUGUUAGUUUAUUGCCAACCUUUAACCGAGCAACACGAUUUUGUUAUAACACAUUUCUACGGUUAAAGGAGAAAAUCAUUUUCAAAAUGUUUAAAUGGAAUUUAUCUUGGAUUUUGGUUUUGAGUUUUGUAUUGCUAUUGCAAAUUAAUGGCAUAUUGGCUGGCACUUCUCCUUUGGAUUUUUUGAAAUCUGCUAAACCCACAGAUCCCAGAAUUAUCAAUGGCACUGAGGCCACUUUGAAUGCAACUAUGCAUCAAGUCUCUGUUAGACGUCGUUUGAAUGAUGGCUAUUUCUUUGGUACUGGUCAUAUAUGCGGUGGAGCUUUGAUUUCCGAAAAUGUGGUCUUAAGUGCUGCUCAUUGUUUUGUGAAUUACAAUAUGGCUGAACCUGAUGGUACAUUUUUACCAGACGAAGAUUUCAUUGUGGUCAUGGGAAAUCUUGAUCGUUUUGAAUACAACAACAAUACCCUAGUAUUUGAUAUAAUAAAAAUAGUAAAAAAAGUCCCACAAUUUAAUUUAAGCACCUUUGACGAUGAUAUAGUCCUAAUAAUGUUAAAUGGUACAGUACCUGCUAGACAUCCCACCAUUAGGCCAAUAAUACUCAAUGAUGCACCUUUGGCUAAUAAUACCAUAUGUCAGGCUACCGGUUGGGGUAAUACCGAAGAUGGUUAUCCUCCCGACUUCCUCAGAACUGUGGAUUUGCCCAUUAUAGAUGUAAAUGAUUGUCGUAAAAAAACCGAAUAUGGUUCGGCGAUACAUGACGGUAUGAUUUGUGCCGGUUAUUUGCAAGGUGAAAAAGAUGCUUGUCAAGGUGAUUCUGGUGGUCCUUUGGUAUGUUUGGGUCGUCAAGCUGGUGUUAUUUCAUGGGGUCAAGGUUGUGCUCAACCUAGAAAUCCUGGUGUUUAUACGGAUGUAGCUUUUUUUAAAAAUUGGAUAUUAAAUGAAACAGCUUUUAAUAAUGGUACUUUGCCAAAAUUUGCUCCUGGUAGCAAUGGUGUUUCGGGUUUAAGUUGUUCAGUAUUUUUAGUUAGUUUAAUGUUGGUAUUUAAUUUUGUUUAUAGUGAAAUGAAAUGAGUAAAUAAAUAAAUAAGUAGUAAUAAAAAUUAGUGAAUAUAUUC
Lucilia sericata (common green bottle fly) is the source of this 1933-nucleotide messenger RNA. Its product is annotated as transmembrane protease serine 9-like. NCBI's taxonomy places the organism in Eukaryota, Metazoa, Arthropoda, Insecta, Diptera, Calliphoridae. The record is from RefSeq and is a predicted model, not a curated record. The coding region runs from base 231 to 1889 and encodes 552 amino acids. Gene Ontology annotation, molecular function: serine-type endopeptidase activity. The transcript has 7 exons. Gene Ontology annotation, biological process: proteolysis.